GCCACCAGAGCUACUGCACGAGAGUCAGCUCCAGACUCGCCGAUACGCGGGUCUAAUCUACGUGAGUGAAUAAAAUGUGCUUUCUACUGUUCAACUGCAUCUGAAGAGCACCAACCUGCGUUUUCUCACAGUUAACUUAACUAAUUGUUUGCAGCGUGGCUCUAGUUGGAGUUAAUUUUGAAGAUUAAAGACGGUGGUAACGUUGGGGCGUACAGUAGAAAGAAAAAGUGCAAACAGUUUUUCAGUUGUAUUUUGUGGUAUUUUAAAAUUCCAUUCUAAUUAACCGCCGCUAACUUCCCUAUAGUGUAAAAUAGUGUGGAGAAUUUACAAAUAGGAACUAUCCGCAAUGAAAUUAUGUAGUUUCAAUGACAAUACUCGGAAACAGACUUUGUGGGAGAAUCAGAUGAAUAUUUGUAAUGAUUUAUAAACCCUAAAACAUAGCUAUAUUUUAUACAAAGAAACUAAUAUUGUAGAUAAUAUGCAAUCGGGAGUGAAAGCUAUGUCAGGAUAUGACAAGUGAAAGUGCACUAAACGCAACUUUCACAGCACUCGUCAACGGAAGUGGCCUUGAAAACGGAAACAGUUCGCUGAACUUCACAAAUCAGGAUGAGCAGUUCAACCAGUUUGUCCCACCGCUAUGGAAGAAGCUGCUGUGGACAUUCCUGUUCACGGGGAUGGUGGUGGUGGCUACUGGAGGAAACUUGAUAGUUAUCUGGAUCGUGUUGGCUCACAAGCGUAUGCGCACUGUUACCAAUUACUUCCUGGUGAAUCUGUCCAUCGCCGACGCCAUGGUCUCCACUCUCAAUGUUACCUUCAACUUUGUCUACAUGGUGAAUAGCGACUGGCCCUUUGGGAACCUCUACUGCAAAAUCAGCCAGUUCGUCGCUGUACUCUCCAUCUGCGCCAGCGUUUUCACACUCAUGGCCAUCUCCAUCGACAGAUACAUGGCGAUCAUUCAUCCACUGAGGCCCCGUAUGGGAAAGAGAGCUACGAUGUGUAUAGUCAUAGCUAUCUGGGUAGUCGGCAUCCUAUUCUCCAUACCGAACUUCAUCUUCUUCACCACCUACGUGCAAGACUUCCCCAACGGUGACCAGCGGGUCGUGUGCUACCAGGAGUGGCCUGACGGUCCCACAAACGAGAGCAAGCAAGAGUAUCUGUACAAUGUGGUAUUCAUGAUACUUACGUACUUCCUACCCAUCAGCUCGAUGAGCCUGACAUAUGUUCGUGUGGGUCUUGAACUGUGGGGAAGUCAGAGUAUAGGCGAGUGUACACAAAGGCAGCUGGAGAACAUUAAGUCCAAGCGACGAGUGGUGAAAAUGAUGAUUGUGGUGGUGCUAAUUUUCGCCGUGUGUUGGCUGCCGUUCCACAUCUACUUCAUCAUCACCGCUCACAUGCCGGAGAUCACACAGACUGCAUACAUCCAGGAUAUCUACCUGUUUAUAUACUGGCUUGCCAUGUCCAACUCCAUGUACAAUCCUAUUAUUUACUGCUGGAUGAAUCACAGGUUUCGGCGAGGUUUCAAGCAGUUCUUUUCGUGUUGCCCCUUCGUGCACGUGACGCCAGAUGGUCUUACACGACGGGAAGCAGUCACCAGUCGUUACAACAGCUGUUCUGGCUCCCCGGAGGCCCAAUACCGUAUAGUCCGUAAUGGGGCACUGCAGCCAGGUUCAAUGGAGACAGGGUUGACCACGCUCGGGGACUCCCCCUCGUACUACCAACAACAGGGAGGGUACAGAGCGCGCCGGAGGUGGAAGAACAACGGAAGUGACUCCUGACAGGACAGUAGGGCUGCCCGGGUCCAGACCUGGAUAUAGCCCUCGGAUAACUAAAGCAAUUUGCCUUCAGAGGAACUCGCCAUUUAGGCAUGCUAUGACGUCAUUCCAAAAUUCUAUAACUAAGAUGCCACUUGGAAUAGAUUUUUACACCCUAAUUUGUGUACUGCAAUGAAAGAAUAAGCGUGUGUUACAAUAGCCACGUUCAUUGCAAAUUACAGGUACCUAUUAUCAGUGGCAAAUAAUAGAAUUAGACUGGUAAUCAUAUUGUGAAAUUAGGUGUAGCGAGAUGAAAGUGGUGUUGCGGGGUAGGGGGACAGCACAGCGCGUUGUAUGUUUGGCUGUCAACACUACGACAAUUUGGUUGAAACCGAAUAGGCAGACUCUCCCGUAUGGAUCAUCAGUCUACUUCUGUUCUUGGUCUCUGCCGUUAUAAUACGUUAAAACUUAUGUAAAAACCUAAAAAAGAUAUUGUUAUAAUAAAUAUAUCGAUACAGAAUUUCAAUUUAAUAACAUAUCAGUAGUACUUGAAUAAUACUUUCACAACUUAUUUAUUGGCUUAAGUACCUUGAUGUUUUUUAUUCUUCGUAAAGUGCUUUUCCGGUAUGUAUAAUCAUGUAAGCGAUUUAUUUUCUUUAUUUUCCUCAGUAUGAUCAAAAACAUGUUCCUCAAUAUAAUGUAUAAUAUUGUUAAGCUGCAAUAUUUGCUACUGCACACGAUUAGUAUACUACUAUAGUACAAGACAUAUCAUUGCAAGCCGGGCCGUAUAUAACUAAAGCCCUCGUAUAUAACUAAAGAUCUUUACAGCACCCCACUUCCCCCCUUACCAUGCGGCGCUGCCACAUUGACAUAUCAGCUAAUUUCUUAGGAUGAUAUGGCGCCACGAGUUCUUCGGCGUUCAGUGAUUAGUAUUUUUGCUCACGGUCUGAGUAAAUAGUACAGUUUAAUCGUGGAAGUAAAGGAUUCAAGCUAAUAGAUUAGAGGUAAAGAUGAGCAGUAACGAUCGAUCGAAUGCUGAAUUCAAUUGAAUAACCAAUCAUUAGUUAUUCUUCCGUUACAGUUGGCAACAUUGCGCCACUACCCAGGCUUGCAUUUGUUUGUCACGUACUAAAACAUUAGCUUUUCAUUUGCUUUAUUAAUGCUUAUAUUACCUUGGAACUAAAUUUAUUUGAAACAAAAUUCAAAUAUUAUGUAUUUCAGACAAAUUUAAAUGCUAUCAUUAUUAUUAUACAUGAUAUCUGACAUAAAUAAAAAUGAUGUAAUAGAAAGAAAAAAAUAAGUGUAUUGCAUUUUAAAACUAAUUGGUAACAUAGCUAUAGAAUUGAAUACUCAAUCUUAAAAGCUGGUUGAUGAAUAGGAUUGUUAAGAUACUGGUUGAGUUCCUCUGUCGCUAAGACCACUUGGCUUGAAUAUCAUAUUGAAAAUUGUUUUAAGAUAUGUGCAGUCAUCGUGAGUUCCUUCGUAUAUUUGUUACCUUUGCUACACAAUACAUAUAUCGUGUGUCCUUAAAUUACUUUUUAAAUUUUAAUACUUGAUUUUACAGAUCAAAAUAAGUAAAAACGUUAAUUAAAAGUAUUAUCCUUCUUGUUUAAUUUAUUACGUGUACGUUUGUAUGUUUUUCUUUAUAGGGGAAGUGAAUUUAUCAUUAACUUUCAUACACUUUUUAUAUUCAGGUCUUGCCAAACCUUUUGCAUAAUUGAGACGAGUUUCUAAAAAAGUUCCAUUCGAAAAGAUUCAAAACAGUGGUUAUAUCAAUAACAGUGUUUCUUAAAAACGAAAUAUUGUAUGAACAAUAUUUAGUAUUAGUGAAAUGUGAUUUAUAUUUGGUUAAACAUGCAAAGUUUAUUCUCUUCCAUAAAUAGUAACUGAGUUACUGUAAACAACUUAUUGAGCGCAAUUUUAAUGUACGGAUAAAUUUGUUGUUCUAUAACUCCUGAUUCAUAAUAAGAUAAUGCAUUUCACAGAUAAGAUCACUAUUUCAUUAUAAUAAUUUCUUACCGUGUAAAUUAAAUUAUUAUUAUUAAUUAAUUGGUUAAAUGCAUUAUAAGAUAUUUUCUCAAUUAAUCUGCUAUUAGUUUUAUUUCUUUAAAUAUUAUAAUAAAACCCCAGAUAUUAGUUUACUUUUAUAGCCGAUUAUAAAAUGAAUUGACUAAAAUGUCUAGCUCAUUGUUGUUAAUUACGUUUAGUAAACAAUCUAAUUUAAAUUAAGACAAAAAUAAAAUGAUAAAUUCAUUAAACUAAACGAAUUAUAUAUUUCGUAACUGCUUUUUAAACACAACAUAUAAUAAAUUUCAAUUUUUAAUUCGUCAAAAAACGGGCACUCCAUAAAUAUACAUUACGAAUAUACAAAUUGGCCAAACUUAAAAUGUAAUUUGAGCUGUUAGAUUUAACCAUUAGCUGUUUAUUACCAACAGAUAAAAAACUACGAUAUUUUUAUAUUUUGUACACAGUUUUAAAACCUUGUAGCCUAUGGCCUCAAUUUUGAAACUUAAUAUUGUAUUUUUCAAAACAAGUCUUAUUUACACUAAAAAGUUUUGAAAGGUAGAAGAUUAUACAUUCAUACACUUUAAUGAUAUAUUGUUUUCGUAAAUUACACCAAAAGACGGCAAAAGUAGAAUAUUAUUGUGUAUUUUAUUUGAAAUUUAUAACUUAAUUCCAUGUGAAAAAUUUAAAAGUUUAAUACAGUAGAGUAAUUUAUGGGCACCCUGUAUAUGAUGUAUAUGUAUAUGCGACCUCAAAUCUGUGAUGAUCUCAACGGGUUAUAAAUUGUAUAUAUAGCCACUGUCAUGUGUAAUAUUAUUAUUAUUGGAACAUGUAUUGCACUAUGAAAUGUUUAAAAUAACUUAUAUAGUGUUUUGUACAAAGUCAUACUAUAUGUUUAUGGAUCAAAGAAAUUAUAUAUUAUUGUCUAACCUUAGGAGGUAGUACAUUCUAACUUUAGUAAAAUUUAUUAAAAAGUGAAAUAUUAUAUUUUAAAAUAAGAAACAAUAGCCGAUGCUCGUAUUUUUGGAAGAACUAAUACUAAAAUUAUUAUAAAUUUAUUGUUUAUUACUUUACGACAUUUGAGUGGAAUGAUAAUUUUUAAGUAAUGACUUCAAACUAUUUAUUAUAAAUAUUGUUAUUUGAAUUUUUCUGAUGUUUUAGGUUUUCAUGCUUUUUGUGUGUCUAUUUUGGAAAAUUAAAUUACAUUAAAGAAACCUGUUUAUUGGAACGAUCCGAUGUUUCUUUCUUCGAACUGAAACCAAAAAUAUUUAUUAAAAUCACGCACAAACUGCAUUAUUUAACUGAAUACUAUGUUUGACUGCUUAAGAAAACAUUUAUGACUCUUUAAAAAAGGUUAAUUUGUGUACUUUGGUAGCAAAUAGAGUUCAUGCUGUAUUUUGUAAAUUUGAACUUUCAAGCUUUAUUUUUAAACUGCAAAAAGUGAAUAUUUCUAGAAGAAGUAUUUAAUACAAAUAUUCCAUUUAAAUAUUCUUACACCACUGAGAUUAUCUAAGGCAACUUUGCUUCUACACUAGAGUAAGGGAAGUAAAACGCUUUGUAUAAAACAUUGUACAGUAAAAUAAAACUGUCCCCCUUUUUUAA
Messenger RNA from Homalodisca vitripennis (glassy-winged sharpshooter), 5357 nucleotides. Its product is annotated as tachykinin-like peptides receptor 99D. The transcript is spliced from 8 exons. Bases 510 to 1775 code for a protein of 421 amino acids. Gene Ontology annotation, molecular function: tachykinin receptor activity. The record is from RefSeq and is a predicted model, not a curated record. Gene Ontology annotation, cellular component: plasma membrane. Gene Ontology annotation, biological process: G protein-coupled receptor signaling pathway. Lineage: Eukaryota; Metazoa; Arthropoda; Insecta; Hemiptera; Cicadellidae.